AUGACCGCCACCAUCCCCUGGCCCUUCUAUCACAGCACUCCCACCACCGCCACCGCCGAGCCCGUCGUCAACAAAGAAUCGACCCAGGCGUCGCUGCACCAUUACUCGACGCCAGGCGUUGCACCGCCCUCCGCUCGUGUGGAUCCGAAGUUGAAGCCUCUGCAGAGGAAACCAAUCAGGCUCUGGCAUGUCUGGAAAUAUGGCCUGGUCGCCGUGUCGAAAGUAACGGAAGUCACUAUGGAUGUCGUCUCGCACGGAAUUUGGGGACCUCGCAGAAAGUCGUGGGGCAUAGAGAUGACAAUCCUCUCCAGUAUCAUGCGUGGCGCUGGACAGCAUUCGUCUUUGAUCGACCUCAGAACACUCCGAAUGCUGAUGAGCAUAGGUGGCCUAGUCCCUCUUCCCUCGGAUGCACUUGUAACCCCCGUGACGUUUCGUGUGCGCAAACGACGUUUACGCGGUAUAUUAUCCGAAAUCGAUUCAAAGGAGGACGGAUCUCGUGAGCUAUCUGGCGAAUGGGUUGUAGGCCGGCGUACAUGGCUCAGGCUGCAGGCAGAAUGGAAGGCCAGCCACCAGAAAUCGGGUUCCAAGGAUAAGUCGCACAGGGUGAAGAAGGAGCGCGUAAUUAUGUACAUCCACGGCGGAGCAUACUAUCUUUCAAGUGCAGCCGCCAUGAGACUCAUAUCGAUACCGUUAUCGAAGUAUACUGACGCCCGUGUCUUCUCCCUGGACUACCGGCUCGCUCCCGAGUCGCGUUUCCCCGGUCCGCUGCACGAUGCUGUCACCGGAUACCUUCGUUUGGUCGAGGAUUUGCAUAUACCGCCGGAGAACAUUGUCAUCGCCGGAGACAGCGCUGGGGGCGGCUUGACGCUAGCCCUCCUGAUGUAUUUGCGGGACAAUGCAUACCCUUUACCAGCUGGUGCGAUAUUGAUGUCGCCUUGGGUUGACUUGACGAUGAGCUGCGAAUCAUGGGAGUCCAACUCGCGGUACGAUGUUAUCCCUAUCCCCAAUCCAGGCGAUCACCUCGACCCCGUCUCAGCAUAUCUCGGUGAACAUAUGGAACGGUUCCUCACCCAUCCAUACGCUAGCCCGUUAUUUGGUGACUUCAAAGGAUUACCGCCGUUGCUCAUACAGUCUGGUGACGCUGAAGUGCUACGGGAUGAGAUCACACUCCUGGCCCACAAGGCUACGCUUGCAGGAGUGAAUGUACGACAUGAGCUUUACGAAGAUGCUAUUCAUGUGUUCCAACUAUACCCCUUCCUCGACGCAUCCCGCCGCGCGUUCAUGUCAGCCCGAGAAUUCGUGCGCAAGACCCUUCCUGAUAUCCAGAGCCGCUCGCCACAGAUGCUCGACAACAAGGCGGAAGACGUGCUCGAACAGGAGAUCGACAACGAGAAUGCCACCGUUGUCAGAGGGGACGGCGUCGAGACGGUGUCUGGCAUGGAGGAGGUCAAACAUGAGCUCGAGCGAGAAGAGGAGAUUGAGGACAGCUCGAGGGUAGAGAGUUCCGAUAGCGAGGAUGAGCGUGGGCCGAAGGAGUAUCCUAGCUGGGGCAAGAGCCAGAUAUGGAGUUCAUUGUCUUCGACUCCGUCAAGUAUCGACGAUCUGGAGCUCGAGGACGCGGAAGAGGAUUUGCUCGCCCAGUCGGAACGCAGGAAGAACACGAAUGCGGUAGAGACCACGACUUCGCAAGUACCUCCAAGGAGAACGCUUCGCCGUCGCGCGACGAUGCCUACGUUAACGACACUGAAGCGUCUUUCAUCCGCGAUCUCGUAUAUCAUGCCCGAUCCUAUGGUAGCGUCUCCCUCCAAGCUUCCUCCGCUCUCUCGUACCCAUACCUCCGAGUCCCUCCAUCGCCACGGUACUCGAUCCCGUGUAAAUACUCUGUCUUUAAGCAUGGUGUCUCCGCCACCCUCCCCAUCCAUACGGCGGUUCAACUCGAGCCACCCCGAUAUCACUUCGCUGGUCGAACAAUGGACUUCAUCGGGUCCCGCUAAUCGCACGAUGAUGUAUAAACCACUCAGCCAUUCUUCAUCACAACAACAGCAUUCAUAA
Pleurotus ostreatus (oyster mushroom) is the source of this 2052-nucleotide messenger RNA. RefSeq lists its product as uncharacterized. The record is from RefSeq and is a predicted model, not a curated record. Bases 1 to 2052 code for a protein of 683 amino acids. The transcript has 8 exons. Gene Ontology annotation, molecular function: hydrolase activity. NCBI's taxonomy places the organism in Eukaryota, Fungi, Basidiomycota, Agaricomycetes, Agaricales, Pleurotaceae.